CGCCCCCAAAACACAGCCGCCGCCGCCGUCCACCCGCGCAUCCCCUCCCUGCUCCUCCUCCUCCUCCCCCCCUCGCGGCGGCGGCGCCGGCGAGUGGCUCCCCCGAGCGCGCCUCCCUUCCGCGAGCCCUCCUUCCACCACCGAAGCACGACCUCCACCUCGCUCUCCGCUCUACUGGACUGUAGCCGAGUGGAGAUUGGCGGCAAGCCCAACCAUGCUCGGAUUAUUCUGAGAUUUGUUCUCCAAAAAGUUUUGGGGGAUUCAGCUGAAUCUCCAUGCUCCGGUCAGUGCCAGCCGCUCGCCACAGGUGGCUUCCAUGGAAUGGCCUUGCCAGGGGCUCAUCCAGAACCCCACAUUGUCAUGCUGCUGCUGCUGCUGUCAGUUCUUGGCAUGUCCAUGAUUCAUCAUCACCAUGUGCGUCGAGCUGGAGCUGGGCCAGUCAGGUUGGUGACAGGAUUCAGCUGCGGCCAUUCUCGGCCGCUCCGGCGAUCGUCGGGGAUGGGAUUGAGGAUGUGGAUGAUCGGAGGGUCAAGCAGAUGCGGAGGAGGCGCGACGCCCGCAUCGCGCAGAAGGCAUUCAUGGAGUACCUCCAUGUCACGCGUGGGAUUUGCUUCAGUGAUGCCGAGCACAUGAGCAAGCGCUCGCCGAUCUUCAUCAGCAAGCUGCUGGAGAAGGUGAAGGAUGCGGCGAAGGAGCCCACGGAGGAGGGGGAGGAGGUGCCCUUCAGGUCGAAGGUGAAGAAGAGGGAGAUGAGGGAUGAGAGGGUCAGCAAGGCGUUGGUGCGGCUGUUCAACUUCCACCCUAUCAACGAGUUCGAGCCGUUCUUCGAGAGUAUCGGCAUCGCGCCGGGCGAGUAUGAGCCAUUGUUGCCUCGUGAUCUCAUGUUUCUCAAUGAUGAUGAGACGAUGCUCGACAAUUUCCGGGUGCUUUGCAACUAUGGCAUCGCGCGCACCAAGAUAGGGAGGAUAUACAGGGAUGCUACCGAAGUGUUUAGUUUUGGCCAUGGAGUUCUUGCGUCGAAGCUGAAGGCCCUUGAGGAUCAAGGGUUGAGUAAGACCAGUGUGAUCAAGCUAGUGAUGUCGAGCCCUGUCAUACUGGUCCGUGAUCCAAAUGUGGAAUUGAAGAUUCUGCGCUGGCUAGAUGAUGUUGGAAUUCAGAGAGACUGGCUUGGCCGAUUCUUAUCUGUAAAGAAGUCUUAUAACUGGGGAAAGAUGGUCCAAGUCCCUCAGUUCUUCAGUGAUUUAGGAUUCACUAAUGAAGGUAUUGGCAAAUUGGUCAGACAGAAUCCCGAUUUCUUGUUUAGUGGUUCAGGAAAGAUGCUGUUCUCGGCAGUCCUCGUCAUGCUAAAAGCUGGGUUUGGAAAAAAGGAAUUGGUUGAUCUUUUUCUGAAUUUCCCAAAUUUGUCAGUCGACAAUUUCACGAGGAACCUGCGAAGGGGCAUAUUCUUCUUAGCUGAGAUUGGUGUUAGUGAAGAGGACAUUAAGAAAUUUGUGGUGUCUAACGGUUCAAUACUUGGUUCCGUCCAAUUGAAGAAACCAAACAGCAUUAUGACACAUCUCAGUGUAGGGAAGAAGCGCCUUUGCAGGAUGGUAAUGGAGGAUCCACAACUGUUGAUGAAAUUCUCAUUAGGGGCAAAGGUCAGCCGCAUACCGAAAGUUGAUCUCCAUGAAGCAUCCUUCAAGGAGAAGGUGAAAUUUUUACAGAACUUAGGAUUUAUGGAAGGAUCCGAACGAAUGACGAGGGGACUCAAAGCAUUUCGUGGUAAAGGUGACGAGCUAAAAGAUCGCUACGACUUCUUGGUCAAGACCGGUUUGGACCCGGAACAUGUGGUGCAGAUGAUCACUAUGGCUCCACAUGUUCUGAAUCAGAAGAUCCAUGUCCUUGAAUCCAAGAUAUCCUUCCUUGUAAAUGAUAUGGGAUAUCCUCUGAGUACCCUGGUAAUUUUCCCUUCAUUCCUCUCGUUUACCGUGGAGAGAACCAAGCUUAGGUUUUUGAUGUACAAUUGGUUGUUGGAGAAAGGAGUGAUUGCUACUGGACUAGCUCUUAGCACUCUCCUAGCCACUGCAGACAAACAUUUCGUAAAACGUUAUGUAGUAAGGCACCCCAUGGGUUUAGAAGUCUGGGAGAAAUUCAAGACAGAGGUAGCUUCAACAAAAAACAACACACCCUGUACUCCAGAUGAUUAGCCUGAUAUGUUAUAUUUUUCUUUCUCAUCAACUUACUUUUUUGCUGGCUAAGCAACUCGUUUUGCUGCACACCAAUAGGUUGCCCCAACUUUGUCUGGAGUUUUUCUCCCUCUCUUAACUUUAGGUGUGUAUAUCUCUGUUAAUGAUUUUGUCCACAGAGAAGAUUGUUGAUCUUGCCAUUGAUCAUUUUUGGCCCAAUUUUCAUCCAUAAGUUCUACAUGUUCAGAGGUUGAUAAACCUGGAAGUCCUGUAACCUUUUCUAGCCCCAUCAUGCUUCAUGUGGUAAAUGGUCAAGAGAUCCUUGGCAGUAGCAGUAAUAAUGUGAUCAUUUGUGCAACCACAAUAUAACCACAUCAUCAAAUUUUCCUUUAUGGAAGGAAAAAAAGAACAACUUAUGUAUGAUUUGUUAA
Messenger RNA from Oryza sativa Japonica Group (Japanese rice), 2596 nucleotides. Its product is annotated as transcription termination factor MTEF18, mitochondrial. The record is from RefSeq and is a predicted model, not a curated record. Gene Ontology annotation, molecular function: double-stranded DNA binding. NCBI's taxonomy places the organism in Eukaryota, Viridiplantae, Streptophyta, Magnoliopsida, Poales, Poaceae. Gene Ontology annotation, biological process: regulation of DNA-templated transcription.